Molecule: messenger RNA, 2415 nt
Organism: Linum trigynum
Lineage: Eukaryota; Viridiplantae; Streptophyta; Magnoliopsida; Malpighiales; Linaceae
Source: the annotation of a GenBank genome assembly
CCUCAACACUGACGGCUCCGUCAUUCAUGAGUCAGGUCGGGCCCCCAGCAGGCGGCCUGAUUCGAGAUCACCGAGGAUGAUGCCUUGCAGCAUUUGCUAUGAACUUGGGUGCUUGCUCCAUCACCCGAGCGGAGUUGAGGGGCGCUAUGGAAGGGCUUCAGCUGGCUUGGAACUUGAGAUUCAGGCGGGUCCAACUGGAACUCGACUGCAAUGUGCAGUCCUCCUUCUGCGUAGUCGAGAUUGUCCGGAACACCCUCAUGCAACCAUUAUCCAUCGCUUUCAGGAGAUGUUGCAUGGAGACUGGGAUGUCACUAUUCACCACGUCUAUAGGGAAGGCAACAAAUGAGCUGAUUUCCUUGCAAAUUAUGGCCAUUCCUUACCUGUUGGCCUUCAUACUGUAUCUAGUUCGAUGCCGGAUUUUCAUCAGAUUCUCUUGUACGACUGUUAAGGUCUCUCUGAGACUCGUUUGGUUGUGAAUGAAAGCUAGAUGCGCUGCGUCCAUUUAUAAAAAAAAAAUACAUUCUAGUUUUACAUAUAUGAAGUUGAACUACAAGAUAUAAUAUGUCCACCAUCUAUCUGAACCUGAUUGACAACAUAAUGUUUAUAUUUAAACCUUUCCUAACAACUUCAAUUAUUGAGAUCGAAUUUCUCUUUUACCUAUUAUCACUUGCAAGUUGCAUAGUUGCAUUGCAUUAUACACACGUUUUAAUUUUUAUGUUCUUGGAAAAAAACUAGGACCCAUAGCCAUAUUAUCUCCUCCAACAAAUCUCCAUUUGUAGGAUCGAUGCUCCCACUUGUGUUGUGUCUAUGAGAUUGGAUAGGGAUUCCCAAGAAUGUCAAAGAGCAUAAAGUUUCCAUAUCCAUGCAUCUUUUUUAGCACUCCUAUAUGGCUACUAUAAUGAUCUUCACUAGCCAUCAGAUCUCCCAUAGAUAAGAUUUAGAUGCGGUGACUGACCUAUUUUUCGAAGCCACAACUUUUACGUACUAAUAAUUAGAGAGAUUUCAAUUUAUAAAAAAAAAAAAAAAAAAAAGUACAGCUAGUAGUUCAGUCAAUAGCAUCGAGCAAUCGUGAAAAUAUGUUCUCAUUUAGGCACCCUGAAACACACGUUCUCAUAGACAUCAUGUGAACACCGCAACCGGAUUGAUGGACAUCGUGUGAACACCGCAACUGGAUUGAUGGGCAUCCCAAGAUUGAUAAAUGUGGGUUGAAUAAAGUAAUGUCAAUAUGUGAAUAAUCAAUUUUGGAGGUAAAUAAUAGAGUGAAGAUGCUUCUUUUUCAUUUUAAUCGACGAAACUGACAAAUCUCACACACUUGUGAAUGAGUAAAAAAUGUCAGGAUUGAAAAUUCCACUGAAUUUGUAAGGUAUUCUAUCAAACUAGAUUUGGUAUUCAAGAUUAAUAAUACUAUACUUCAUUUGGCAAGCACCUCGGAUUUUGAUAUGGUGCUCACAACCCAAUAUGUGAGAACGUGCUCACGAUGACGUGUGGUUGUCAGAUCACAAGUUCGGUACUCCACGAUCGCUGAAUGUGGUGGCAACUUUACAAAUAAAACAUCAUUCUUGUCCAUCUAAAGACGGCAGAGCACCAAACACGCAAUCCGACAACUGAACACCUUCUGAACUCGUUCUCAUAGACAUCGUGCGAACACCACAACCGGAUUGAUGGGCAUCCCAAGAUUGAUUGAUAUUUGGCACUUAAAAAUGAACUGGCACCCUGUUUUAAGCCAUAGGUUGGAAAGAAUUGGGAUCUGGUUUUAGGCAACUAGAUGCCAAGUCAUGUUAAGAUAUGGAGUGGGGGUGGACCGAUGGAUGCCUCCAAAUUCCGGAUUGGCACCAAAAGUUUGUCCGACAGGCAGCAUUCCAAUUUUAUCUCCGUACUUCCUAGGGCAAAAGACACAAGAGGACAAAUUCCUUGCUAUAAAAAUGAGGUGAGUUUGCAAGCCAAUCUUCUCCAAAGACCAAUGCCAACUCCUCUCUCCCACUUUAAAGGAAGCAAGAAGAUGGCAUAGGCCAGUCACUCACUACAAUCAACCCACACCAUUUUCUCUCCUUUGUUCUUGUUGCUCUCAAUAUGUGUUUCUCUGGAUUCAUGGUUUCAAGGCAGUUUGGUUGCUCACUCUCCUUCAAGGGCUUCCGCACGGACUCGCCACCCGCCGCCGAGAGAUAACUCGAUCUGCGGUGGUGGUGAGUUCGAUCGGAGGCUCGAUGCUGGAGAGUAAGAAAGCUCUGUCUUGAUACAGCUGGUUAGACAGUUUUCUAAGAACGAUAUUAAUGCAUCCAUCAUCCUGCUUGAGGUAUGUAUGUUGUUGAUCUAUGAACAAUCAUAUUAUAUGUCAAAUGUCAUUAGUUGUUACGUCUUUCCUCCUUGAUACUCUCGGCAUUUGCUUGAACGUCCCUAUAAAUAUCAAAACUACAA